CCUUACUAGAUUCUCUUGAAAACUUUAUUGAAACAGUGUCCGCUUACGUGGGCAUUGACAGUAAUGGCAGUUUUGGCUUUGCUUGUCAAAAACCUUCCCCAACUCUCUCUCUCUCAUACACACAACUGAAGCGCCUCACCAACUCUGGAAGGUUUCACACUCCGGCCCAUGAAACAGCAGCAUCCCUCUAUGCUUCAUGAAGAUAAAAGUUCAGAAUUCAUUUCCAUUUCUCAUAAGUGCCAUGGGAAAAAACAGUUCUCGACAGGAGAUGUUGCUCUUCAUCCAGGUUCAGUUGGAAUUCGUGCUCCAACAAGUGCAACAGGUUCAACUAAACAACGUCUUCGUUGGACACCUGAUCUCCACGAUCGAUUUGUCGAGGCCAUUGCACAACUUGGAGGGCCCGAUAGGGCAACACCUAAGGGUGUGCUGAAGUUCAUGGGUGUUCAGGGGAUCACAAUAUUCCAUGUUAAGAGCCACUUGCAGAAGUAUCGGCUGGCAAAGUAUAUUCCAGAUUCAUCAAAUGGAGGAAAGUCAAAUAUUAUGAAAGAAGUGGAAGUUGCUAAAGAUAAUGACUCACACCAUGGAGAUGAGAUCAAUGAAGCAGUUCAGAUGCAGAUGGAGGUUCAGAAGAGGUUGCACGAACAACUAGAGGUGCAGAGACACUUGCAGAUGCGUAUUGAAGCACAGAACAGAUAUUUGCAGAAAAUAAUAGAGGAGCAGCAACAGCAGAACAGGCAACAAGAUUCACCUGCAGAAAGAAGUCUUCCUUCUGCAAUGAGAACUGUAAAUCUAGUUGACGGCACAGACAAUGAGUUUGCAGUUAACAUGAUUCCUAGAUGGCAAGGCCAAACAGAUGAUCUGAGAACUGAGUCUCAUUUCAGGCCUAAGGAGAAAUCCCCAGUUGAUCUCUUUGAAUUGGCGCCUAAACGACCCAAGUCAAGCAUUGAAGGUGCAGAAACUAGAGUCGGUGCUUUUGUAGCCAAGAGUCCAGACUCUGCCAACAAGCACCCUCCUCUCAUGUCAUCAUCUGAAAUGGAAGCAUUCCUCAAGCGGUUGUAAACAAGGUCCACUACACUGCAUGGGAUAUCAUUAGUGAUGAUGGUGACACUUGCGGGGACGAGAGAUGGUGGUGGAUGCUGCACUGACAGUGGCUUGAAAGUCGGCAUAAUUUUUCAUUUGACCUGAUGCAUUCAACCUGGUACCGUAUUCACCAUUUGCCUCAGCUUCACUCUUGAGCUGGCUGGCCCCAUUAAUCAACUUUUUGUCUAUAGCUUGUAAUAUUUUCUUGUUUUUAGUGCUAAUUUCGAUCUGUAAAUCUCUUUGCUGGUAGUAUCAAAUACAAGCACUCUUCCCCUUC
Molecule: messenger RNA, 1357 nt
Organism: Nymphaea colorata (pocket water lily)
Lineage: Eukaryota; Viridiplantae; Streptophyta; Magnoliopsida; Nymphaeales; Nymphaeaceae
Product: protein PHOSPHATE STARVATION RESPONSE 3-like
Exons: 7
Coding region: 169-1059 (296 amino acids)
Molecular function (GO): DNA-binding transcription factor activity; DNA binding
Source: RefSeq, a predicted model, not a curated record